This is a messenger RNA of Leucoraja erinaceus (little skate), 9316 nucleotides long. RefSeq names its product tyrosine-protein phosphatase non-receptor type 13-like. Gene Ontology annotation, biological process: protein dephosphorylation. NCBI's taxonomy places the organism in Eukaryota, Metazoa, Chordata, Chondrichthyes, Rajiformes, Rajidae. Bases 390 to 7598 code for a protein of 2402 amino acids. The record is from RefSeq and is a predicted model, not a curated record. The transcript has 48 exons. Gene Ontology annotation, molecular function: protein tyrosine phosphatase activity; protein binding. Gene Ontology annotation, cellular component: cytoskeleton.
UUCUGGUCCCUCCUUCGCCAGGGUUCAUUCGCGGUGCCGGUGCCAGCCCCGGCCCGGACCUGGUUGCAUCUCUCGGGGGCGAGAAGGAGGAGAGGACGAGGACUGCUCCACCGACCGCAGCCACGGAAUUGCUGGCCGUUCUCCAGAUAGGACGGCACUGACUGAAGAGCGAGUCUAACAACUUGGACCGCCGCGCCGUUACCCCCCGGCAGGAGGGGGGAUUGCGUUGGGAUCGGACGCUACCCGGAGCUCAGGAUGAAAUCGCAGCGUUGGAAUUUCACCCGCUGGCCAGCUCUGGACGCAAGGAGCGGUCAGCCGUGACCUGGCCGCCUUCAACCCCGGUCUUUGCCCCAAAGAGCACUGGAAACACAAGGUUGCUCGGGUCAGAGAUGAAUAAUUCUUAUGUGACUCUGACUGAAGUUCUGGAGGCCAAGGGAAGCCCUGUUGAAGAUGAUGACAUCUGGGCUUUGUUACUGCAAGCCUCAGAGGUCCUGCAGGAGAAUUCUGUGGAAGGUGCUGCCUUCAGUUACAUCAUCUGCCCCUGGUCAGUGCUGUUGUCAGCAAGGGGUGAAUUAUCUUUCCGAAGCAAUGCCUCGGGGGGAGACAUCUACGCAUUUACUGCCCCAGAAAUACUCCAGGGGAGACGGUUGAGCUCACAGCUUGCAAUAGAAAAGAUGCAUGUGUACUCUCUGGGGAUGACCUUGUACUGGGCAGCGGAUUACCAGCUUCCUGAAGCACAGCCCAUCCAGCUCGGUGACCAGCUGAACGAUCUCCUCCUGAGUAUGUGUGAUGACAUGCCACUCCAGAGAGUAUCCUUGGACACCAUUGUACAAAUCUGCGAGGCACGUUGGCAGAGCUCAGGAGUGGUUCCGCCAAGCACGUACCUGAAGGAACUUGCUCAACUGGUGCUGGGAAGCACAGCGGAGGGGGACGAGGGAGAGCAGAGGGACAGCGCCGUGAUUCAGCACGAUCGGAGCGCGGUGAUACGGGAGAGAUUGCAUCGAAAAACAUUGCCUGAGAUGCCUGUCGUGACUCGCCGAACCGUCACCCACAAAGAGGAGGACAGAUUUCCUCAGAGGGCUGAGGCGGGGCUUGACUUGAGGUUGUCCAGCGGAUCCCUGAGUGAACUGAACUCCCUCCAUUCAGGGCCCAUCACCAAGAGCUUCAGCCAAGACCACAUCCUUCAGAACUACGGUGCCAAAUCUUCCACUACUGCCCCAGACACGAACGGAAGUGGCGCCAUUUCCAAACCCCUCAUGGGAGUUUCUUCUUACCUGUCUAAAUCUAAGGAGUUUCUCAAUGGCCGACCGCAGCAGGCAGAUCUGGGAGACAAGGGGAUGCAUAGUUCUUCCGAAGCUUGCAUCACUUCUGCAUUGGAUGCCUAUGCAAGAGCCAAGGAGAGGCAAGGAAGGUGGCAGAGAUCGGAGCAUGCAGGCCCAGUGGAGGGAAGCUGGCAUCGGCAGGAAGAGUGGAGAACGCAAAACAGGAAUUCGAUAGCAAGCCGUUACCGACACCUCACCGACAGGUCGUUGAGUACGUUAAGUACCAACUCCAGUGGCAUCCACUUGGAGAGUGAACGUGAUUACCUACUGAGUGGGGGCACGUACAUCCCAGCUGCAUUCCUGAACGAGGCAACGAGCUUGCCGCAGAGAGCCGCUUCAGUGCCCUGCUUUUUGCACCAAAAGGGAAAGCAGCGAUAUUCUGGGCCAGAGUUUAUUCGGAUGGCUGGAGGUCCCACGAUGGCACUGGAUCUGCCCGGCUCCAUUGUGAGCAAGAAAGGGAAGAUGCAUUUGUCACAGCGAGAGCUCAGUGUCAUCAUACCAAACGGACAAUGUUUGCAAGUGAAAUGUGACGUGAAGUCAAGGGGCGGUGAUGUAUUUGACAUGGUCGUGGCGUACACCAACCUCGUGGAGCAUUUCUACUUCGGCCUUGCUUAUCUGAAAGGGAAGGAAUUUUUUUUUCUUGACCCUUUUACCAAGCUGCACAAGACAGCACCGCAUGGCUGGAAGGAUCCUCCCAAGAGAAAAACAGCCAUCGUCAACUUCACUUUAUUUCUAAGGAUCAAGUUCUUUGUUGAACACUUCAGUAUAAUUCAGCACAGUCUAACCAGACAUCAGUAUUACCUGCAGCUGAGGAAGGACAUCCUUGAAGAGCACUUGUACUGCAGUGACGAGACAGCCCUGUUGCUGGGCGCAUUGGCACUGCAAGCAGAGUUUGGAGAGUAUGUUCCAGAGGUGCAUGGCAAGAACUAUUACCGAGUGGAGCACUACAUUCCUCCGAGUGUGCUGGAAAAGAUGGCUAUGACGUGCGUGAAAGAGGAACUGCCACGACUUCACGCCACCUACUUUGACCUGUCUGAAGAGGAGGCCGAGAUGGAGUAUUUGAAGGUCACCCAGCAGCUCCCAGAGUACGGUGUGCUCUUCCACCGAGUGUCUCGGGAGAAGAAGGUUGCCGGGGAGGACAUGGCGUUGGGAAUCUGUGCCAAAGGGAUAAUCGUUUACGAGGUGAAGAACAGCACGAGGAUCGCCAGUCUACGGUUUCAGUGGCGGGAAAUGCAACGGAUCACGUUCAAUAGAAAGAAGUUUACGGUUCAAAGCAGUUCGGACGGGAAGAAACAUGUCUUCCUCACGGAAAACAGCAAGACCUGCAAGUAUCUCAUCGAGCUGUGCUCAGCUCAGCACCGGUUCCAGGUACAGAUGAACUCCCGCCAGCUCAGCCAGGCUGCCUCUGCAAACGAGAGACACGUUUUUCCGUCCAUGCGUUCGAACGAGGAGAAAUACUCCCAGCACCGAUACUUUGAGGAGAUGCGGAAUAUUUCCCGAUCAGAAACCAUCCUGAGCCGACCUAAUAUGGACACCAUCUCCAUUGGAGCACUGAGCAAAUCCUGUGACAAUCUGAUGGCAGGCGUGGAUGCUUCAGGAACCAGCCAAGUCUGGGGCACAAGGGCCGGUGUAUCCCAGUCUGAAAUUCUCCCUGCCUUGAAGGAAAGAAUGAGGUAUUUAGGUUUGCAGAGUGCGAUCUCAAGCCAGGGCGAUGAGGUCGAUCCAUUGAAGAGCAAAGUGGAUGACGAGCUGACAGUUCCUGAACGGGAGAUCGUUUUUGUAAAUCUGAAGAAAGAUCCCAAGUUUAGUUUUGGGUUUACCGUUGUGGGUGGAGAGAGAACUGGAAAAUUAGAUCUGGGGAUCUUUAUCACAGCUAUCGUUCCAGGAGGGCCAGCAGAUAAGGACGGGCGUAUUAAAGAAGGAGGACGCCUGAUCUCAGUGAAUAACGAAAGCCUAGAGGGAGUCACUCUCCGAACUGCCUUGGAGGUUCUUCAGUAUUCCCCUGAUGAAGUGACACUGAUCAUAUCUCAACCGAAAGGUGUAUCUGAGUCAGCUCGUCAAGGUACAGCAACAUCACUGGGUAAGGUGAACAGACGAGAGAGCUCCCAGGAAUGCUGCCGUAGCAGCCUGUGUCCAACAGGCCAGAACCACAACACCCCUGAGACCAGCAGCCCAUCUACCCAGCUCCACAGGACACAGAUGACGGUUGGUGGUUGGACUUCCUCAGUGGAGCGAGAGGUGAAACCAGGAGACAGAUACAGCGUGGAGCUGACUAAAACUGAGGGCAGCCUUGGGGUUAGUGUCACAGGAGGAGUGAACACCAGUGUCAAGCACGGUGGGAUCUACGUGAAGGGAAUCAUACCUGGAGGGGCCGCUGAUCUUGAUGGUCACGUCAGGAGAGGUGAUCGCUUGCAGGAGGUUGAUGGGUUCAGCUUGCAAGACAUCACACAUAAGCAAGCUAUUGAGCGUUUGAAGAACACUGGACAGGUGGUGCGGCUCGUUCUUGAGAGGGGACAUCAGACAGCAGCUGAAGGUCCGGGCAAUGGAAACCAACUGGGGCCCAUUCACGCCGACAGCAUAUACUGGAAACAAGAUGAAUAUCCUGACAACUCCAUGGCAACCACCUCUACUACCAGGUCCAAGGACUACAGCUUUGUGACAGAUGAUAACACGUUUGAGGUGAAGAUGAAGAAAAAUUCCGGAGGUUUGGGAUUCAGUUUCCUACAAUGUGCAUCAGCAGACGAUCCCAGAGGGGGCUUGGUGAGAAUAAAGAGACUGUUCCCGGGGCAGCCUGCAGAAGAGACGGGUCAGAUGGAGGUUGGGGAUGUCAUCCUGGCCGUCAAUGGAGCGGCAGUGAAGGGGCUGUCGUAUCAGGAGGUGCUCCAUCUCCUACGGGGAGCUCCCCCUGAAGUCACCAUGAGGAUGUGCAGAACGGCACCAGGAUUCCUGCCUGAAAUCGACCCCCCCCCCCAAAUCUUGUUAACACUGAACAUCGACAAAGUUGCCCACUGUCCGCCUUUCCUUUUGAAACGCCAGACUCCCAUUGCAUCGCCCAUGAAAGAGUUGUCCGUGUUGAAGCCGCCCGAGCCGCAGUUGCCAGAGCUGCCAGCAGAGGGUGCUCCUCACCAGGGGGCAGAGGUUGGAGAAUGGCCAAAAGGUCUCGGCUGGUCCCGAGACUCGGGCCAUCACCAGCGGGGAUUGGACACGGUCAACGAGGCCUCUGAACAGGAACAGCAAUUCCAAGAGGUACCACUGGACGCCGCAAACUUGGAACUAGUCACUGCUCUUGCGGAAGACCUGAGGAAGAACUGCUACUCCGCCUGUGAUGUACCUGUUGCCCAGGCACAGGCAGAGAGCUUCCGAUGCAGCGUGACUGGGGAACGAGAUUCCAGGUUGCCAGUCUACUUCUACAAGCCCGAAGUGUCGUCGCCCACGCCCGUGGAUGAAGAGUACCUGACCAUCAGCUCAACGUCCUCAAUGUGCGAAAGCCCGGACAGUCAAACACCCAACGGGCCCACCAUCAAACCUCGCAUCAACGUGCCUUCCCCAGAGCCUUCGGGAGCUGCAGAGAAAGACACGAAUGUUAAAGCUGAGUGGGAAGAUUUCGAGGAGAUAGAUUCUGAAGCGGAAGUGGGAUCAAGGAACGAAGAUGAUGAUGAUGAUGAUGAAGAUCCAAAAUUACCCAUAAUACGAGAAUAUGAGAUGUACGUAAACUUGAAGAAAAAUAAGAAGGGGAGUCUGGGUUUCACCAUGGUGCGCAGUAAACUGGACAACUGCUACUACAUCCGCAGUGUGCUGGACAACCCCGCCAAGGCCGACGGCAGACUAAGAGCGGGAGACAGGCUCAUUACGGUAAAUGGCUUUGAUGUCACAAACAUUUCACACGAGAAUGCCAUUAUCCUGCUACGGGUCGCUCCAAUCAAGCUCACCCUGAUGGUGGGACGUGCUGCCCAGAACCUGCUUCCCGUUCUGCCUCUGGAAAAAAUCCCUGACAUCAUCUUGGAGAAAGGCCCGAAUGGACAAUUAGGUUUGAAGUUAACAGGGGGGAUAGGCAGUAAAUGGCAAGGUAUCUAUGUGCUGGAGGUUGUGCCGAAUUCACCCGCCAGCUUGGAAGGCAGCCUGCAGCCAAGAGACAAGAUCCUCUACAUCUGUGAUGUCUGUACCAUGGGCAUGACUCUGGACGAUGCAGUGCGAGCUUGUGACACUCCGAAUGGCCAAAUAACCAUCAAGGCCAUGAGGGAUGGGAAGCCAGUGAUAACUGAAAUGUAUCUGACCGGAACUGCAAGUAGAAAGAAAGCUAAAAACUGCUUGGCGCUACCAGGCAAGUGCAGACCUUCUAACCAGUUAAGGGUUUUUUCCUGUGAUGUAAGACCCCAUGAAUAUAGAGCAAGAAGCUAUGGAGAUCAAAACCACAUGAUUGACAUUUCCCAUUCUUUGUCCAUGAUAAAUUGGGAGCAAACUGGACAGGGACAGAAAAAGGUAUUAUUCUCUACCUUGCCUUAUUUGAUAACCUGCUUGCUUUUGGUUCUAUAUGCACUGAUUUGUAUAUCUUUUUCUUUGCAAACUCAAGGCUUUGGUGAGUUUAAACCAGCAUCAAAAGAAGGACAAAGCCAGCUUGACCAGGAGAGGCUGCGGGUUCUGGAUGGAAAGCAGUCCAAGGAUUAUGUACGGUCCCAACAUAACUCCACCACACUGCCGGGAGAAUCCGAGCAGAGUCUUACAAUCCACAUUGAGUUGGAGAAACCGACAAGUGGCGGCUUGGGCUUUGCAUUAGUGGGUGGUGACGGUGGAACGGCUGUGCUGGUGAAGGCUAUUGGCUCAGGCAGUGCGGCAGGUCUGGAUGGAAGGCUCAACGUCCGUGACCGGCUUUUACAGGUCAAUGAGGAGGAUCUGUCUGGUCUGAGCCACAGUGAAGUUGUUGAGAUUCUGCGCAGAGCGCAAGGUUCGGUGAUGCUGACCAUCGGUAGGAAGCCACCCGUCCAGUUGCACGACCCGCAAGGCACCGGGCAAACCUCUCCCACAAAGAUGCGAUUCCAACAGCAAAAUCCACAAGGAUUUGAUGCAGAGCGCCCAAGAGAAAGCCCUGGAGAUCCUGAUGAGAUUCCCAGGGAUAAUGGUGUCCGUGGGACAGAGGAGCGGAAUGGCAAAGACAACUUGCAACACAGUGCUGACUGCGCAGCGGAUUGCUUCAGUGGAAGGGGUGCGGGAGGAAGGGCGAGUGUUAGUGAAUAUGAAGAUGAGGGUGGCGAUGAGGAGGAGAGGUGUGAUUCAGGCAGCUGGAGCAGUGAUGAUGAUCAGCCUGGUCUCUCCAGCAGAACGUCUGCACCCCCUACAGCAGGAGAUCCCAUCGUGUCAGAGGAGGAGCUGAUGAGUCUGGCUUUGUGGAAAGCUCCAGUUGGCAGCAGGUACCGAGGAGGGAGUCUGGAAACGCUCAUCUCCAACCUUCAGCAGCAGCUCAAUCAGCAGCAGCCUCUCAAAGAGUUCAUGACACUAGAACAUCUGAAACCAAUUGAUGACUGUCUGGUGGGGAAAGCUGCAGAAAACAGAGAAAAGAACAGAUAUAGAGAUAUCCUGCCCUAUGAUAAAACCCGUGUCCACGUCGGAGACCAGGGCUACAUCAACGCGAGCCACGUCAGGAUGUCCUUUGGCACCGAGCGGUAUUUCUACAUCGCCUGCCAAGGUCCUCUCCCCGGCACCACAAGUGACUUCUGGCAAAUGGUCUGGGAAAACAAGGCUGACGUGGUGGCCAUGAUGACCCGCCAACAAGAGCGGGGAAAGGUCAAGUGCCAUGGUUACUGGCCAGACAAACUCUACAAACCAAUGAACGUCAACAUGUACCAGCUUAUCCUGGAGAAGCACCAGGUAGUGGAUUCCUUCGAAAUAAAUGUCAUAAGGAUGGCAGAGAUUGAGACAGGGGAAGUACACUAUGUCAAACAUCUGAGAUUCGUCAGUUGGCCUGACCAUGGUGUCCCACACUCAUGCGAGGAGCUUGUGCGCUUUAUUCUGUACAUGGGAGAUGUCCACCACACAGGACCUUUGGUGGUGCAUUGCAGCGCUGGUAUUGGGAGAAGCGGAGUCCUCAUCUGUACCCAUGUUCUCCUGAGCUUGAUCAACAAGGGACUCAGGUUUGACAUUAUGGAUAUAGUGAAGGAAAUGAGAAACCAACGUCAUGGAAUGAUUCAGACCAAGGAUCAGUAUUUGUUCUGCUACAGCAUGGCACUGGAGAUUUUAAUGGGCAUUCAGCAGAUAAACCAACAAGAAGCGGAGUUGUCGUGACAAAGUACGGCACGGCGGCUGGGAACACAUGGCAGCUGGGAGCACGGCACUGUGUGAGCCAGCAAGUACAACUCUACUCGACUGCAAUUUGAUCAAGAAAGGUGGUGCAAAGCCAACACUUUCCAAAGGUGUAGCUGUGCUCUCUCCCCUUGGUCAUCAUAACUAAAGAAGCUAUAACCAAAUCUGUUCAUAGUGUAUGUACCUGUAACUCUCGUAAGCACACAUUUCUGUUAUUUUCCCGUUAAUGUUUCUUUGAAACGCUAAAUGCCACAAAUGUUUUCAACCCAACCAAGCUAGUUGUCAUUUAGUUUGAUCUACUCAUGAAUCCCCCUCCUCAUGACUUUAGAACAUAGAACAGGACAGCACAGGGACAAGCCCUUGGGCCCAUAAUGCCCAUGGCGAACAUGAUGCCAAGUUAAACUAAUCUCUUUUAGAAGGGAGGUGAGGAGGAACUUCUUUGCUCAGAGGGUAGUUAAUCUGUGGAACUCAUUGCCACAGAAGGCUGUGGAGACCAAGUCAGUGGAUAUUUUUAAGGCAGAGAUAGGCAAAUUCUUGAUCAGAACAGGUGUCAAGGGUUAUGGGGAGAAGGCAGGAAAAUGGGAUUAGGAAGCAGAGAUCAGCCAUGAAUGGUGGAGUAGACACGAUGGGCCGAAUGGCCUCAUUUUACUCCUAUAACUUGUGAACUUGUGCACAUGUUCCAUAUUCCUCCUUAUCCAUGUGCCUAUCUAAAAGUAUCAUAUAGCCUCCUCCAUCAACAUUGACAUCAGUUCCAGACAUUUGAUACUCUGCUCUCCUGAGAACUUGCUUUUUUUUCUCCAACUGCUCUUAAUUUUAAUUGACCAAAGUCAAGCUAAAGUACAGAGGUUUGGAAAAUCGAUGUGAAGAUAUUGAAUGGAAGCUACAGUAGCUCCUCUCAGUAAAGGGGAGGGAAAUACAAUGUGGAAAAUGGUGAAAGAUGAAGUAUAUCCAUGAAAUCAUCUCAGUCACUUCCUGAAGUGUGGCCACCAGGUUUGAUGAACACUUUCCACGUCUGGCAGUAACGAACAUUGUCAUUAGCUGCGCCCUAAUGAGUAAAAGUUACCACAUGUGAAGUAACAUCAGGUCAUAAUGGUAAGAUGGAUGUGUGUGUCAAAUAGAAUCUUUAGAGAUAUUAUAUGCCCUUCAGAAAAGUAAUCCCAAAUGCAGUUAUUGAUUGAAAUGCAGGUGAACAGUCAGACAUUUCAGGAAUAAUGUAAUAAUAAAUCUGAUUUGUAUAUUUGAUUCAAUAGUUUGCAACCAAUUUUAAAAUUACUUCAACUUUCAGACGGAUUAUUUAUUUGAUGAAUUGAAUUGUUUCUUUACAAUCUAUUUUAAUGGAUGAAGAAAAACUUUGUAUUGUGGUUGCUAUUAAUUAUGGAGUCAUAGUGUGAUAUAGUACAGACAGACCCUUUGGCCCAUCAUGUCCAUGCUGACCACAAAGCAUGUAUACUAAUCAUAUUUACCAAUAUUUUGGCGAUAGCCUUCUAGUCUUGGCAGUUCAAAUGCUCACCAGAUACUUUUUAAAUGAUCUUCCCUCUAAAGGCUUCCUAUAAUCUACUGGAAAGGGAAAAAGAGACAAUACAAAGAAAAUAGCACAGGGAAUGUGGAAGGAAAUUACUUUUUGUAUGUAUAACUGUACAUUUAUAAUUUUUUUAAUGCGUAACAACAAAUAAAGAAUUAUUUUUUACAAUGUCCCGAGA